UCUGCAGACUCGACAGGAUGAUCUGAAGAGUUGUACCUGUCAUGGCUCGUCGUCUUAAUGUGAUAUCGCAGUAACGGUCAUGGGAGGCUGUGUCGGAACAGAGAGACGAGGGGCUAACGGCUCUUCCAGGAAUGCUGCGAGACAAAACAAAAAGCGUGGAGGACGUAACGAGCCAUUAAAGAAAGACAGGCCCAAGUGGAAGAGCGACUACCCCAUGACCGAAGGACAGCUCCGCAGCAAGAGGGACGAGUUCUGGGACACGGCCCCGGCGUUCGAUGGCCGCAAAGAGAUCUGGGACGCUCUGAAGGCGGCAGCUGUGGCCAUAGAAUGCAACGACCACGAGCUCGCCCAGGCCAUCGUCGACGGGGCCAGCAUCACGCUGCCACAUGGAUCUCUGAUGGAGUGCUAUGAUGAACUGGGGAACCGGUACCAGCUCCCCGCGUACUGCCUGGCACCUCCGGUCAACCUGAUCUCCGAGCGGAACGAGAGCGAGGCGUUGGACAACAUGGAGCCUCAGGAGAAGAAAGAGAAGGAAUUCCAGUUGAAGGUGCGCCUGUCCACGGGAAAAGACCUGCGUUUGAACGCUAGCAUGGCAGACUCCAUCUGCCAGCUCAAAAAGCAACUGCAGGUUCAAGAAGACAUCGACGCUUCCAACCAGCGCUGGUUCUUCUCUGGAAAGCUGCUGACAGACAAAACGCGCUUGCAAGACACCAAGAUCCAAAAAGACUUUGUCAUUCAGGUUAUCGUGAACCAACCGAUAAUACCCAACUGAACAGGCAAGAGCGUGGAGGGAGGGACAAAACCUAAAGCGGUCCAAUAGGAGAGGAGCUGAGCUUGUAUGAGAGACUGUGAGAGACAUUUCAUCUGUCCAAUCAGAGAGCGGAAUGGUCUCAAAUGGGAAAAAAAAGCCUCUGGCAAACUGAACCUUCUGUGAAUGAACAUCUGGGAAAAUGUCACAUUAAGCUGGGUGAACCUGACUUAUGUAUUCAUAAAAAUCACUGCUACUCUACAUCUGCUGAUCAGAUGACCGUUAUGGUAGUGUGUAUUUUCAUUUAAAAAAAUGAACAAAAGAACAGAGGUUUUAUAAAGGUAAUAAAGCACAAAUCAGACAAAGAAGCCACAAAUCACAUACAGGCACAUUCUUUGACCAUCCUGAAUCAUGUUUUUUUUUUUUGCUUUGUUUUGUUUUUGUUAUUGUUUUUUUUUGUGCAUGAUAUGGGCUUGUGUCCCAGGACAGAUCUUCUUGUGAGUCCCCUUUGCAGUCAGGUUUACGUAAUGGUUAACAAUCAGGUAGCAAUCACUACUGCUAUUUAUGUACUAUAUAUGUCUUGUUAACUCUGUUUUAAUCUGACCAUACAUCCACUCAUCACAUGGAUGCCAAAUGCCACAAGCAUCUGCUAUGUCUUUGGCCUCGAUGGUUAAACAGUGUUGUUUCUCUGCUGUGCUGCUCAGAAACAAAAGAUUUCUCAGGGGGGGUUUUUUGUUCACGUGUCGAUAUUCAUCAUCCUUUAAACAGAAGGUCCUAAGGAGCCAGAGUCCUUAAUAGUGAGUGAGUAGUUCUAAGUGUGAUGUCGGAAACAGUGUUCUGUCUGCUGCCAUGUCACGUCACGUCACGUCAAGCGAAUCACCUGUUUUGUUUUCGUCAGGCUUAUCUGUGUCUUCACUCACAAGGACGAGCAAUGUGGACAGUUCUCCAGUUGAAGCUGCUUAAACUCAAAUUGUACAGUUUUGAUUUAUCGUCAUAUGUUUGUUUUAUUUGUUCUUGCUUUGUAUCUCUAUCUGACUUUGUCUCCUUGUUCCUUCUGUGCUAAUGUCAAUGGAACAGAAUGGAAUGACUUUUAAAGGGCAGCGUGUACUUCAAUCAAAAUCUAAAUUUU
This is a messenger RNA of Chanos chanos (milkfish), 1877 nucleotides long. RefSeq names its product ubiquitin domain containing 1a (gene ubtd1a). The record is from RefSeq and is a predicted model, not a curated record. Bases 80 to 772 code for a protein of 230 amino acids. Gene Ontology annotation, molecular function: protein binding. NCBI's taxonomy places the organism in Eukaryota, Metazoa, Chordata, Actinopteri, Gonorynchiformes, Chanidae. The transcript has 4 exons.